UUCUCCGAGUCUUCUAGCUUCCGUGGUCCAACCUCCUUCUCCUUCUCUUUCUAUCUCUCUCGCCACUAGAUUGCCAAGAAAGAGGCAAGACAGCAGUCCAAAAAAAAAAAUGCAAAGUGCCGGCAGUGUGGAGGAACCAAGUACAGCAGUACCUUUGUUAGACGAUUCAUCUUCAACAUCAAAACACGAAGAAGAUGAUCAUCUAGAUAAGAAGCUUUCACAGAAAGUGUGGAUUGAAUCGAAGAAGCUAUGGCAUGUCGUUGGCCCCGCCAUCUUCAACCGUGUCGCAACCUACUCCAUGUUAGUCAUCACCCAAGCCUUCGCCGGCCACCUCGGUGACCUCGAGCUCGCCGCCAUGUCCGUUGCCAGUAAUAUCGUUUUGGGGUUCAACCUUGGCCUCUUGCUGGGAAUGGCAAGUGCCUUGGAAACACUAUGUGGGCAAGCUUACGGGGCCAAGCAGUACCACAUGUUGGGUGUAUACCUUCAACGUUCAUGGAUAGUUCUCUUCCUCUGCUGCAUAUUGCUUUUACCACUCUACAUAUUUGCUACUCCGAUUCUAAAGCUAUUGGGACAGCCAACGGACAUGGCGGAGCUAUCUGGGUUUGUGUCUUUAUGCUUCAUUCCUCUUCACUUCUGCUUUGCUAUUCAGUUUCCUCUGCAGAGGUUCUUGCAGAGCCAGCUGAAGACGGCGGUGAUAGCAUGGGUGUCGGUGGGGGCGCUAGUGGUGCAUGUGGUGGUGAGCUGGUUGUUCGUGUAUGGAUUUGAGCUUGGACUGGUGGGAGCUGCUCUUACUAUAACUUUCUCGUGGUGGAUAAUAGCGGUUGCAUUGUUUUGUUACACUGUGUUUGGUGGGUGUCCUCUUACUUGGGCUGGCUUCUCAAUGGAAGCAUUUUCUGGGCUAUGGGAGUUUGUUAAACUCUCUGCUUCUUCUGGAGUCAUGCUUUGGUAUCUCUCUCUCUUUCUCUCACGAGUCGUGUUUGUGAGUUGA
This is a messenger RNA of Ilex paraguariensis (yerba mate), 988 nucleotides long. The record is from the annotation of a GenBank genome assembly. Lineage: Eukaryota; Viridiplantae; Streptophyta; Magnoliopsida; Aquifoliales; Aquifoliaceae.